UUCACACGUCUUUUGAGGCAAAAAGCCAUCCUCACGCGUUUUUUUUUCUUUGGUGCUCGUACUCCUUUUAAGCUUCGACAUUCUAGAUAUAAGGGAUCCAUUAAGGGAAGAUCCCUCUACACGUUCGUUCUAGCCUCCUGAAUGUGAGCGAGAUCCAAAGGGAUAGGCUGAUAAUAUUUCGUAACCCCGGAAUCAAAUCGAGUCAACAGAGCCAAUCUUCUUAAUCUCUCUUUCUUGUUUUUGUCCCCAAGUUCCUGAUAUAUGGCCUCUUCCAAAAGGAUUUACCAUGUGUUCCUUAGUUUUAGAGGCCCAGACGUCCGCAACAAUUUCCUUAGUCAUCUCUACGCGGCUCUGGAUCAGAAAGGGAUACACACUUUUGUGGAUGACGAGGAGCUCGGGAAAGGAGAGCAAAUAUCGCCGACCCUUAUGAGGGCGAUCGAGGAAUCGCGCAUCGCCAUCAUCAUUUUCUCCGAGGACUACGCUUCCUCGCGGUGGUGUUUGGAAGAGCUGGCGACGAUCAUGGAAUGCAAGGCACAGAAGGAGCUGAUUGUGCUGCCGGUGUUUUACAAAGUGGAACCAAGAGAAGUGAGAGAGGGGAGAGAGGCUUAUGGGAGAGCUAUGGCUAAGCAUGAGUUCAAGUUCGGGAAGGAUUCGGAAACAGUGAAAAGAUGGAAGAAGGCUCUUUUCGAUGCCGGUAACUUGUCUGGGUGGGAUUUUAACGAUGGAGAUGAAGCGGAGCUCAUACAACGCAUUGUAAAGGAUGUAUCAAGUCGUCUAGAGCGAAGACCCUUACAUGUUGCUGAUCAUCCGGUCGGAAUAGAUUCCCGAGUUCAAGAAGUGAUAUCAUUGUCGCAAAAAGAGUCGGAUGAUGAUGAUGUUCUCAUGAUAGGUAUAUGGGGACUUGGAGGCAUAGGGAAGACGACGAUUGCUAAAGCGAUAUAUAAUGCUAUUGAGAGCCAGUUUCAGGGAUCUAGUUUUUUGGCGCAAGUUAAAGAGGCUUCAAACAAAAGCAGUGGCCUAGUUGGUUUGCAAGAAAAACUUCUAUCCGAGAUCUUAUCUCCUAGACAUCUAACGGUCAAUAGUGUCGAUGGAGGAAUUAGUUUGAUAAGGGAAAGACUUUGUCGCAAGAAGGUUCUCCUAGUUCUUGAUGAUGUUGACCAAUUGGAUCAACUGAAGGCAUUAGCUGGAGGCGAUUGGUUUGGAAAAGGAAGUAGAAUCUUUGUAACAUCGAGGGAUAAGCAUUUGCUAAAUUCUCAUGACAUAAAGUGUGUGCAUGAAGUUAAAACUUUAGACAAUGAUGAGGCACUAGACCUUUUUGUUUGGCAUGCCUUUAAAAACAGCAAAAAACCUGAAAUAAGAAAGGAUCUCAUAGAUGGAGCACUACAUUAUGCUAGCGGCCUUCCAUUAGCCCUCGAAGUGUUGGGCUCAUUAUUAUAUGGAAGAAACGAACCAGCAUGGGAAAGUGCGCUGCGUAAACUCUCCAGGAGUCUCGACAAAGGUAUCGAUCGAGUUUUGAAGAUAAGCUUCGAUGGAUUGGAUGACAAUGAGAGGGAGAUUUUCCUCGACAUUGCUUGUUUCUUUAAGGGAAAAAGAAUAGAAUACAUCAAGGAAGUUCUCGACGGCUGUGACUUGGAGAGAGAGACAACUAUAGGAAUAGAUAUUCUCAUCGAGAGGUCCCUGAUAAGAAAUGAGUAUGGGACCCUGCAAAUGCAUGAUUUGGUUCAGUUGAUGGGGAAGAAAAUUGUUAAGCAGGAAUGUCCCAAUAAUCCUGAGAAACGCAGUAGAUUAUGGCUUUUUGAAGAUGUUCGGGACAUUCUAUGGGAAGAUACGGGAACGGAUGCAGUACAGGCCAUAGUAUUGGACUUGCCCACACCAGAAGAGAGAAGUAUGAGUCUUGAAGAGAUAACCAUAAAGGUGGAUGCUUUUAGAAACAUGAAAAUGUUGAAAAUGCUCAUUCUGCCUAAAGUGCAUAUCUCUUCGGAAGGUCCCGUCCGUCUCCCCAAUAAUCUGAGAUGGCUUAAAUGGCCCAAUGCCCCAUUACUAGAAUUUGGCUCUAAACUUAUUAGAAUUGAUGUCCCAAAAAGUCAUAUCAGAGGUUUAGAAGGCAAAAUUAAGCAUUUUACAAAAUUGAAGUACAUCAAUUUCAGUCAAUGCAAGUCGCUGGUUAGUGUUCCUGACUUUUCAUCGGCUCCAAAUUUGGAGAGCUUGUAUCUUGAUAGGUGUAAAAGCUUGGUGGAGGUUCACCAAUCCGUCGCAUAUCUCGACAAUUUAAAAUUUUUGUCACUACAGUUUUGCUCUAACCUCAGUGUCUUUCCUAACACACUCAAGACAAAAUCUCUUCAAGCCCUUGAUCUCUUUGGUUGCUCUAAACUCGAGAAGUUCUCUGAUGUACCGGGAAAGUUGGAACAUCUAGAAGAGCUUGAUCUAGGAAGGACGGCUAUUAAAGAACUCCCCGCAUCACUUGAAAAUCUUCUCUCUUUGAAGAAAUUAAAUUUAAUAAAAUGCAAAAAACUCGCAACGCUCCCAUCAUGUGUUUAUAAGUGGCAAAAUCUUGAGUAUUUGAAUCUUUUAGGCUGCUCCAAUUUUAUCACGUUCCCAGAGAACUUGGAGGAUUCAAACAAUCCUAACGGCAAUAUGGGAUUCCGAAAAUUAAAAUGGCUAAAACUUAAUGGCUGCAAUCUCUCAGAAGUAGGGUUCCUUGAGAGUUCUUCUAGUUUUCCCAAAUUAGGGCACCUAGAUCUUUCCAAAAACAAGUUUACUCAUCUGCCGACAUGCAUCAACGAAUACAAAUAUUUGGAACACUUGUAUGUGGAUGAUUGCAAACAGAUACAAAAGAUUCCUCAGCUUCCGCCAAAUGUGCAUGUCCUUUCGGCAAAUCGUUGCAGAUCUCUACGAGAAUUCCCAGAUUUGUCGAGUCUCACCUCCGACUGCUAUUCGGUUGAAUUGUCAUCAAGUCAUAAAUUCUUCCGCGAAGGGGCAAAUAUGGCUCAUGCGUUAUCGCUCGAGGGGCUCCGGAAGAUGAGAAAUGUUGACAUUCGCCUAAUUGGGAAAGAGAUGCCAGAAUGGUUCUUUCCCGGUGAAGACAGUUCCAUUGCUUUCACGGUUCCCCGGGACUUGUAUGACAAUUUCUUAGGACUAGCACGCUGUUUUGUUCUUGGCCCAAAGGGAGGAAAAGCGGUUAGUGGUUUUGCUGGAGUCCGAAUUCAUGUUAACGACCACAUGCUGACUGCCUUUUGGAAAGGCGUGCGUUCAAUGGACUCCGAUCAUGUGUGGAUGGGAUAUUUCCCGCGCAGUACGCUGUGGGUAGGAAGGAAGCGUCUGCGAGACGAUUGCUGCCAUAUCCAAGUUAACUUCGUACCAGAAACCGAAGUAGAAUUGAAGAAGUGUGGAUUCCGUCCAAUAUACGAGCAACAGGAGGAUGAUCAGAGGAUCGUGCUCCAACCCCAUCAGCCGAUGAAAACAAAUUGGCCUUCGGAAAGAGACUCAGAUGAAGACGAUUGGAUAGACACCGAGGAAGAAGAAAGUUCAAGUGAAUCAGAUGAUGAACUUAUCGAAGCAAUCGACCGAGAAAAAGAAAAACAAGGACUUUUCAAAGCAGAUAAGAUCGGGCCUUCGGAGGAAAGAGACUCAGAGGAAGACAAUUGGAUAGACACCGAGGAAGAAGAAAGUUCAAGUGAAGAAGAUGACGAACUUAUCAAACCAAUCGACGAUGGAAAAGAAGACACAGCACUUUACGAAGCAGAUAAGCUCGACGACGGUGGACCAUGUGAAUGUAAAGCUACAGGAGGUCUCUGUCGAAGUUUAAAGACCUUGACAAGGGAUCGAUUCUUGCGGAGACGGAUAUACUGAUUCCAAUGCCUUUUGCAUUUCCCUCUUUUUUUUUUUUACGUCUCUACUGGAAGUUUUUGAAUGUCCGCUCCUUCAAUUCAAUUUCAGAAUCAUUAUGAAGUACAGGUUUCACGACAUGCUACUGACAUGGUUGAGGUUGAGGAGCUUCCUUUUUCCCUCUCUUUCUUUUAUGAUUUGUGAUGCGGAUUGCAUUAAUACAGAGUUAAGUGGAUGCUUGUCGAA
Molecule: messenger RNA, 4071 nt
Organism: Syzygium oleosum
Lineage: Eukaryota; Viridiplantae; Streptophyta; Magnoliopsida; Myrtales; Myrtaceae
Product: TMV resistance protein N-like
Exons: 5
Coding region: 262-3849 (1195 amino acids)
Biological process (GO): defense response; signal transduction
Molecular function (GO): ADP binding
Source: RefSeq, a predicted model, not a curated record